Molecule: messenger RNA, 1071 nt
Organism: Folsomia candida
Lineage: Eukaryota; Metazoa; Arthropoda; Collembola; Entomobryomorpha; Isotomidae
Product: chymotrypsinogen A
Exons: 3
Coding region: 44-937 (297 amino acids)
Biological process (GO): proteolysis
Molecular function (GO): serine-type endopeptidase activity
Source: RefSeq, a predicted model, not a curated record
AUCAUGAAUCACAAGUCGCUCUCAUUCCAUAAUCAACACAACCAUGGCUGCUAGCUUCACUUAUUCGGCAGUGUUCCUAACCCUGUCCGUGGCUUAUUACGGGAAUAUUAUUUCCGCAAGAAUCGUGUCCAAAAACAAUACUAUUCCUGCAACCCGACAGUCGUCAUGUUCCUGCGGAGUGUCCACGGUCCGAAAAAGCAGUCGAAUAAUUAACGGCUCUCCCGCCGUCGUCGGGGAAUUUCCAUGGCGUUGCAUUGUAUACACGACUAAAUCCAAUUCCUUUUGUUCCGGCACCAUCAUCAGUCCCAGCAUCGUCAUGGUUGCGGCACACUGUUUGGACCCCCUUAUCCCGACCGAUGGUCUUGUCGUCGACGUGGGUGACCUCGACAUGGGGUCAACCACCGAAACUCCCAGCUUCUGGACGGCAGCACGCGCCAUCGCGAAACAUCCAGCCUACGACCGGGCAACACUUAAGAAUGACAUUGCCUUGGUCUACUUGCAAAUUCCGCUCACAUUUUCGCCCACCGUCCAACCCGCUUGUCUCCCAUUUGCUCUCAAAGGACUAAACUUGGACUUGAAUAAGGUCACCGUUUCCGGUUGGGGAAUGACCAAGUAUGGUGGAUCUGUCUCGGAAAAACUGAUGAAAGCUGAGAUGCUCGUUCUGCCAGAGGCUGUAUGCCGACGCUCUUUUGGUACUGCAUGGCCGGAAACGAAUCUCUGCGUUGGGAUGCAAGGGAAAUCUGCUUGCAGUGGGGAUAGUGGUGGUGGUGCGGACUUCUUGAACACGACGACUGGAAGGUCGUACACCAUCGGGGUCACAAGUGCCGUUGCUCCAGGUUGCAAUACUAAUGUUCCAAACAUUUUUACGAGAGUUACAAACCAUUUGGAUUGGAUUAUUUCAAUGUCGCAUGGAGACACAUUUUGUCAACCGGAAUGAGCGCGGAAUUACUGGAACCGCUUUAAGUGAAUAAUUAAAUUACUAAUUGAAUGUACUACAUAAAUCCGACUGCAUUUGUGACUAAUUUGUAACGGAAUGCUUAAAAAUAAUAAAUUGUGAUUAUGCAAACCUGA